Molecule: messenger RNA, 1422 nt
Organism: Brassica rapa (field mustard)
Lineage: Eukaryota; Viridiplantae; Streptophyta; Magnoliopsida; Brassicales; Brassicaceae
Product: OVARIAN TUMOR DOMAIN-containing deubiquitinating enzyme 11
Biological process (GO): protein deubiquitination
Molecular function (GO): cysteine-type deubiquitinase activity
Source: RefSeq, a predicted model, not a curated record
GAAUUGACAAAAUCACGAAGAAAAACGAAUCCUUUUUUGUUUCUUCUGCACAGAAUCUUCAUUUUAGCUUCUUCCUCUGCUUCUCUCUCUUUCUCUUCCCUCUUGAUUUGGGUGAAAUUGAGCUGAGUAUAUAUCUGUCCGCCUAGGUUUCUCUUUUUUUGGUAACUAUCUGAAUUUUCGUUCACUGUUUUAGGGGUUUCAAUCAAGAUCGCUGCUUUGGUGCUAAUUUGGAUUUGGGUAGUUGAAUGAGUGUGAUCUUCGCUUUGGGUUCAUCUAAUUACGUGCGAUUGAGUGGGAAAGUAUCAUCCUUUGUUACGGAUUGUAAACAUUUAAGGUUGAAUCUUAACAUGAUUUGGUUGGUGGGUUUUGGGUUUAGAUCCAUUCGCAAGCUUUUGAGCUCUUAAAGAUAUAGUUUUUUUGUUACACUCCUCAAGAAAGCUCUUAAGCAUAUAUACUCUCUCUGUGUCUUGCUUUCCUAGGUUUGUGUGUUUUAGUGUAGAAUCCAAUCUACCAUGGAUUAUGAACACAAUACGAAUCCAUUUGCGAGGGCAAGUGGAAGUGGAAGUGCAAGUGCGAGUUCCAGCUCCAGUUUUAGUAGCGGCGUGGCGGAUACAGAUGAUGACCAAACCAUUGCGCGUAUGUUAGCUGAAGACGAGAGCUUAAGAAGAGAGGGCAUGCUUGGGAAGAGACUCUCUCAUUUAGAUUCUAUCCCUCACACUCCUCGGAUUAACACUAAAAUACCAGAUAUAAAUGAUGCAACAUUAGACCAUGACCUCCUCUCUGUGAGGUUGGCCACAUAUGGGUUAGCUGAACUACAGAUGGAGGGGGAUGGAAAUUGCCAGUUCCGAGCUCUGGCAGACCAGCUUUUUGGCAAUCCAGAUUACCAUAAGCAUGUAAGGAAGCAUAUUGUAAAGCAGUUGAAACAGCAACGAAAGUUAUACGAAGGAUAUGUGCCGAUGAAAUACAGACACUACACCAGGAAGAUGAAAAAACCGGGUGAAUGGGGAGAUCACGUCACUCUUCAAGCUGCUGCUGAUCGUCAUUACUGUAGUUCGAAGCCAAGAUCUGCUUACUCACAUCAUUUCGGGAACAAUCCUACAUCGAGAUACUUCCUCAUAACAAGAACCCUCUUCGUGAGGCUUGGCUUAGCUUCUGGAGCGAAGUGCAUUACAAUUCUCUAUACUCUAGUGGAGAUGUUCCCACAAGAAAACCUAGGAGGAAGCACUGGCUCUUCUAGGACUGGAUCCAGAUUCGUAUAAUCCAUACAUGCAUGUAUGUAUUCUUUCUUCAGAUUGUUGUGUAAACUUUGUAUUUACAUCACUCUAUGUUAACAUGUUUUAUCAUUGGUUCCCACUCAUCACUUUCAUUGUAAAAAGAACAAGUAAAGGUAGUGUGUUUGUUAUUUAUUUAAUCUUUGACAUA